AUGAGUUCAGUGAAAAUUGUUCUUAGUGAAAAAGGAAAACAAUUGAUUGUGUUAAAUGGCUUCAAAUAUCGUUUUCACAAAUCUUUAAAGAAUAACGACAAGCGUUGGAUGUGUUGUGGGCAAACGAGAGAAAAAUGUAAAGCAUUUUUGAAAACCCAAGGUGACAACGUAGUGACGGAAAUUCGGGAUGAACACAACCAUAGAGAAUUAAACGAAGAUGCACUUAACCGUCAAAUGUUAAGUAACUCCUUAAAACGAAAGACCGUAGAAGACAUCGGUGAAAGACCUAUGAAAAUUUUGCAAAAGGAAUUACGAAAUGGAGAUGUUAGUACCUUGACUACCAAAGACGUGGCAUUGCAAGUUGAGAAAUGCAAUAAAAAACUCGCUUUAAGAACAGUAUUUGCAGAUUUUGAAGAAGCAAUUCAGCAAAGUGUCACUGAAGUUUGGACUAAUGUUUCAUUGAAGGGCUGCCGAUUCCAUUUAGGACAAUCCUGGUGGCGCAAAAUUCAGGCACUAGGUUUAACAUCCUUAUACAAAGACAAAGAGAGUGAUGUAGGAAAAUAUUUAACAUACUGCUUUGGAAUGCCAUUUCUCAACCCAGAAGAUGUAGGAGAUUGUUUUGUUGAAGCUUUAUCAUCAAUACAGCCACAAAAUCAUAGAAUAGUAGAAUUUGCGGACUAUCUGGUCGAUAAUUAUGUCUCAGAAUCUAAGUUUCCGCCAGAAAUAUGGGCGGAGAUGUCAAGCAGUUUACAACGGACGACGAACGCAUGUGAGAGUUUUCAUUCCAAGUUUAACUCGUCAUUUUAUUUUGCUCAUCCUCAUUUUUUUCAAUUUUUAACAGUUUUAAUAGACUUUCAAAGUGAAACGUAUGUUAAAAUUAGAAGUGUACAAAAAAAAGUAAAAAAAAAUUAUUCUGCACAAACCCUUACAUCAAAAAAAUUUGUAGAUGAACAAAUUUUAAAAUUAAAUAAUAGAUUAAUAUCAAAAUUUGAUUACCUCAAAAGUGUAGGAAAAAAAUUUAGAAUAGUUAAAUAG
Diabrotica virgifera virgifera (western corn rootworm) is the source of this 1035-nucleotide messenger RNA. RefSeq lists its product as uncharacterized. The record is from RefSeq and is a predicted model, not a curated record. Lineage: Eukaryota; Metazoa; Arthropoda; Insecta; Coleoptera; Chrysomelidae. Bases 1 to 1035 code for a protein of 344 amino acids. The transcript has 3 exons.